GACUCGGAACCUCCGAAGGCUUCUUCCAGCUUUAAGACAACAAAUGUGGCAUCAUCUUCCCAGCCAAAAAGAGUGACUCCUAAGCUGGAGCUUAGUCCACAGCAGAUACAGGAGCCACGCCACGCUUUUGAUCUCUCCGAUACUGAUGCAGCGGGGACCACUGAUGUUAGAGAGCUCAAGGUGGUGACGAGAGCAAUGGGCUUUGAACCAAGGAAAGAAGAGAUUAUGAAGAUGAUAAGUGAAAUUGAUCCAGAAGGUACAGGAAAAAUGAAUUUCAAUGACUUCUUGACUGUGAUGACUCAAAAAAUGUGCAAGAAAGUUUCCAAAGAAGGCAUCCUGAAAGCUUUCAAGCUCUUCGAUGAUGAUGAAACUGGGACCAUAUCGUUCGACAAUCUCAAACGUGUAUCCAAUGAGUUGGGUGAGAACAUCACUGAUGAGGAGCUGCAGGAAAUGACUGAUGAAGCUGAUCGAGAUGGAGACGGGGAAGUCAAUGAGGAAGAUUUCCUGCGUAUCAGGAAAAGACCAGCCAUUAUUAAGAGUAUUCUCUCCUGUUGCAAGCACACACAACUAGUUUUAGUGCCUGUUAUUGUGUGAAACCUGGGUUUUGAGAACACAAGUGUUUUUCCCCCACUAACCUCCCUGUAUACCUUUAGUAACAACCUCACACCCAUUUUCAACUUUUUUAAGUGUUCUUUGACAAUAUAGUUCUUUGUGAGGUGACCUGCUGCUUCCUUUAAUUCUCCAAAACAGAACAAGAGCACAUUAGAGCAUUUACCCACUUGCCAUUCUACCUUGUAUUGCUUCACUCUUGUCAUGCAGUCCCACAUUUAUGCCACCUUAGAAAGACUUCUCAGGCAAAUACAUGUUGUAACUUUGUCACCACAAACAGCAGGCAUCUCUACAAUGGUUCUUGUUUUAAUUGACACCUAAGUGCAGCUUUCUCUUUUAAAAAAGACAGUGAACUCUCUCAC
Messenger RNA from Myotis daubentonii (Daubenton's bat), 971 nucleotides. Its product is annotated as centrin-2-like. Gene Ontology annotation, molecular function: calcium ion binding. The record is from RefSeq and is a predicted model, not a curated record. Gene Ontology annotation, cellular component: myosin II complex. NCBI's taxonomy places the organism in Eukaryota, Metazoa, Chordata, Mammalia, Chiroptera, Vespertilionidae.